UAUAACAGUGCAGCAGAAUGGUUCGCUCUGGUCUCCUCAAUCUGAUACUUUUCUCCGUGUGUGGAGUCGUAAUGGCUCGAACUUUUGUACCAGAGCCAGUGUUCAAUGUACCACCGACAAUAUGUCAUAAGGUUGACACAAGUGAAUCCAGCGCUGUGUGCGGUAUCAUUGCCCGCACGGUGACGUAUCACUGUUGCGGUGGAGACGUAAAGAGAGUAUCGGAUUUAUGCUACAAUAUGACAAAGACGGAAGAUGUACUGGUGGAUGUUCCGCUAUGCUGUGAGAACGGUGGAACAAAAAUUCAAUCUCUACAGCAGGUUGCGAGCGGUGAUCAGCUGGACGACGGUGAGUCAGAGGCAAUAGAUGAACUUGUGCAAGAAGAGUGCGCAUGCCCACCAGAAUUCACUGGACGCUGUUGUCAAAAACGAAAAGAAAUACCGGACUGUCCUUACAAUCCACGGGAACCUCCAGUACACUUAUGGAAUCCUUUUUCAGACGGCUGUACUGAUGACCAAGACUGUCAGGGAAACAAAACAUGUUGUAGAAACUAUUUCGAUAAUUUUCCUGUGUGUAUAGAUCCGGAACCGGAAGAUCCUUGUAAGGGGGUAGACUGUGGACCGAAACGCGCAUGCAAGCCUUCUGAAAUCGGUCACCAUUUCGUCUCACCGUAUCUACACAGUGUUGCAUUUGAAUGUGGUCCUUUAGAGAGACCGGGUAUGUGUCCCCCAUUGUACGACAAUAUUGCAGCGAUUUGCAGUAAUGAUCCAAACCCUUGUCGCAACGAUUCGCGGUGUAAUGUUGGCGAAAAGUGUUGCAGUUCAUAUUGCUUUCCCGCGUGUACUAAAUCUUUGCCUGAAGUGGCCGAUCCGUGUGCUGCUGGAAUAUGCGGAAAAGGCUACGACUGUGAUGUAGAAAAGGGUGGAGUCAUUUGCAAGAUACGUUGGUCCGAUUUCUUGUCAGACCAAUGAGCACGUUGUGACUAAAUGGGAUAGUAUAUAUCAUAUAUUCCACGUGUUAGUCUGAUUACUGAAUUUGUUUCAAACAUGACUAAGUCUAAAGUAUACGCGUUUUGUAUGCGGGACGUUUAGAUAGACCAGAACUCGGUCAUUGGUAACUCGUGUUUGUGUAACUCGUUGACAACUAGUCUUUCACAACAAGCUUUUUAUGUUACCACAAACGGUUUACUGAACGCUGUAAUCUGUAUUUUGUGUAACAAUAACAAAUAUAGCUAGAG
Molecule: messenger RNA, 1234 nt
Organism: Corticium candelabrum
Lineage: Eukaryota; Metazoa; Porifera; Homoscleromorpha; Homosclerophorida; Plakinidae
Product: neurogenic locus notch homolog protein 1-like
Exons: 6
Coding region: 18-968 (316 amino acids)
Cellular component (GO): extracellular region
Molecular function (GO): peptidase inhibitor activity
Source: RefSeq, a predicted model, not a curated record